Molecule: messenger RNA, 1401 nt
Organism: Nicotiana attenuata
Lineage: Eukaryota; Viridiplantae; Streptophyta; Magnoliopsida; Solanales; Solanaceae
Exons: 3
Coding region: 168-518 (116 amino acids)
Source: RefSeq, a predicted model, not a curated record
UUAAGUUUAAAAAAUUGAAAAAAUUCUCUCUCUACCAAACGGGACAGAAUCAACAAAAUCCCCUUUUCAGCGCUUGAGGCCAACGCGCCUCCCCCAUGGGCACGCCGGAGGAGUCUCCACCGGCGCGUCUUCCUACUCCGUCAGAAGGCUAGAAUGAGGCAAACCUCAUGAAUGGAGGUGACUCGAAGAAUCCAGGCUAUGCGGCCACGAUAGCUAGUCCUCCAUCUCUCAGUAAACCUCCUAAAGGCUAUGGAUGCCCAAUAAUCCAAGCUCGCACCACCACCCAUAAUGGAAUGCCAGCAGUCAUUUUUGAGGUUAAAGAUUACUACAGAUUCAUGGCCGAAGAAUACAAGCUCACCAUUGUAGACAGGUGUUAUUUUCAGCGGCGUGUAGAGAAGUUCUUGCUUGGAUCGACUUACAGCAGGAGACUUGAGCAAGCGGAUGUUAGGCACCGUCACAACCCUACAGUUGGGAUUUCAGAUUGUGACAAGUUGGUAUUGGAGCAUUGGGUUGCCUAGGUCACACGAGCCAUGAGCAAGCUUACUAGAGUUUGGAGGAUCGGUACAGAGACGUCUAUGCUUAUCUUCUAGAGGCUAUAGGCUUUAGGGAAGUUUCACUUUUUUCUUUCUCUAUCGUGCAACUUUAUUCUAUCACUAAAGUUGAACCAUUCUAUUAUUGUUCUCUCGCAGAUGGUGAGGACACACACAACAUCCACAACCAGACAGGAGCUGGAGCCCUAUGUUGCAGCUAUUACCAGGGGUAAGGGCCGAGGCCGAGGUAGGGGCUGAGGCAAAGGUAGGGCUCAGCCUAGAGCACGUGUAGCAACACCCAUUGCAAAGCCUCAGAUCGAGCAUGAGGAGGAGAUCCCUGUUCAGACCACACCAGUCGGACCUGCUCAGGUCCUGGAGGGAUUCAUUGCUACUCCCGUACUUUAGGACGCCCUAGUCCACUUACUGGGCUUUAUAGAGAGUGUCGCCAGGCCAGAGUAUUUACUAUGGCACCAGUUGUCUCUCAGGCUGGGGGAGGAGCCCAGACUCCCGCUAUUCACGCUCUGGAGCAAAUGGCACCAUAUAUCAGACUAUGACAGUUCCAACAGUUAGAGUGGUUCUCCUGUUAUUGCUACACAUCUACAGGGCAGGCCCACUGUCGUGCCCCACUUUCUCGCGAAAGUGGGCUUUGACUCGUGACAACUCUUUUAAAGGAGGUAUUAAAAGAGAAGAGUCGCCACCUAACGAUUAGUAAGGUGUGUUAGGGAACAUAUUUGCGAAUAACUCAGUUUGACUAGUCAACGCCACCAAAGAUCGGGUAAGGGCUCAAAUUACUUCAGAGAGAUGGUGUUAGGCACUCUUCGAGGUCUACAGUUUAAACUAUGUGAAUUAUGUAAUUAGGCUAAGUGAUCAA